GAUCCAAAUAAGCCCUACGACAUUCAAACAAUGAGUGGAAACUAUACCAAGACGUGGCCGACGUUUAAUACAAGAACUGAACUCUCACUGCGAAUAAAAUACAGUGGCCGACUUGGGAAUUCCGCCAGUACCUGGGCGAUGGCCAGAUAUCCCGAGGUCUUGAUGGCCGAUGCCAGUCCAGUAGGGUUCGAGCCUCUGAAGGAGUGCUGGUGCCAUUCCGUGAUCUUUGGCGCACACCACAUUGUGGAGCCUACCAGUCUUAGUAGAACCACUGAAAAGGCCUCGGCUCACUUUAUGGGUGGUGCUAAGACGGCAUUAAUUUCGGUUCGUUGUCUCAACGCCUCCAUGUUCGUGGUUGGUCUGAGCGUGGAAAAAUACGAGGUCUCAACGGGUAUAGUUUCCAACGCCGCCUGCACAUCAAAUGGCCCAGUUCCCAUGGCAAAGGUCGUCAAAGAUAAUUUUGGAAUUGUGGGGUGUCUCAUGGCAGCCGUUCAUCCCGAAUUUACGGUACCGUCUCCAUUAAUCAAGGAGGCUAGGGAAGGUGACAAGCGAGUCCUCCUACUUACAAUCAUUGUCGGCCUCUCUCUCUUUCUCCUUAACGUUGUCUUCACCACAACCUUCUAUUUCUUUCUUCAACAACGAAAAGUACGAGCCAACAGCACCCUUAUUGCAGCUUCCGAAGCUGACCAAGGCGAAAACAAAAACGACCAAAUCACUAAGCCCGUUAAUGAAAAUUCACGAUAUCCCCAACAAGUGGUGACGUUAUCAGGACUUGAGUGUGCCAUGGAAACAGAGUUCCAAGCAACAGCAGCUGCAGCAGCGACGAUGUCGACCGACUUCCACAGAGUUACUUUUGGGGCGCUACAGCAAACCUCUACUCCGCACAGACAUUCCACACUGAAUGUGUACCAGUCUGGAAGUAAUAGGACGACGCCUUUAUUAAACCGACAAAUCUUGGCCACGCUGGACCCCAAUUGGAAUAGAGGUGCAUCCGGAGGACCCAGUUUCAGCAUUAUUUGA
This is a messenger RNA of Mesocestoides corti, 1020 nucleotides long. The record is from the annotation of a GenBank genome assembly. NCBI's taxonomy places the organism in Eukaryota, Metazoa, Platyhelminthes, Cestoda, Cyclophyllidea, Mesocestoididae.